This is a messenger RNA of Vigna unguiculata (cowpea), 1492 nucleotides long. RefSeq names its product serine/threonine-protein kinase D6PKL2-like. The record is from RefSeq and is a predicted model, not a curated record. Lineage: Eukaryota; Viridiplantae; Streptophyta; Magnoliopsida; Fabales; Fabaceae. Gene Ontology annotation, molecular function: protein kinase activity; ATP binding. Gene Ontology annotation, biological process: protein phosphorylation.
GGCCUAUUUAUGUAAAGGCACCAGAUGGCCCAAUAAUAAACUGCCGGCCCAUUAUGCCCCCACCUCCUUCUCUCGUUCCCUUCACAAAACUCAACUCUCUAUUUCCACCCACACGCACACACCUCUCUCUUUCUCUCUCUCUCUCUCACGCACAACACAGCAAACUCCAACUCCAUUAUUAUUACUGUUAGAAUCAUUAGCGACACAAUGCACUCCUCCGGCGAAGACGACUCCGACAACCCUGCCACCACCGCGGGCGCCGAGUGGACGUUCUCCGCGAGGAACCACGCACCCUCAUCGGACCCCUGCUGGAAAGCCAUAGAGCGCGGCGGCGGGACCCUGGGACUGGGCGACCUCCGGUUCGUGCAGCGAGUGGGGAGCGGCGACAUCGGAAGCGUGUACUUGGUUGAGCUGAAGGGCUCGAACGGGUGCCUGUUCGCGGCAAAGGUGAUGGACAAGAAGGAACUCGUUGCCAGGAACAAAGACACGAGGGCGAAGGUUGAGAGAGAGAUUCUGCAAGCGGUGGAUCACCCGUUUUUGCCAACUCUUUACGCGUCGCUCGAUUCCCCUCGCUGGUCUUGCCUCCUCACCGAGUUCUGCCCCGGCGGCGACCUCCACGUCCUCCGCCAGCGGCAGCCCGAUAAACGCUUCCACCACGCCGCCGUUAGGUUCUACGCAUCUGAGGUUGUGGUUGCGUUGGAGUAUCUACACAUGAUGGGGAUAAUAUACCGUGAUUUGAAGCCUGAAAAUGUGCUCAUAAGAUCGGACGGUCACGUAAUGCUCACAGACUUUGACCUCUCACUGAAAGGCGACGACACAACAUCAACGGCUCAGAUCGUGUUCGAUCAAGAUCCACCAGGCAACGCCUGUUCCAACGACCAUUCCAGGAACCAAUGCGCGCCCGCCAUGUCAUCCUGCAUGCUGCCCAAUUGCAUCGUGCCAUCUGUCCCAUGCUUCCACCCGAAACGCGGUCGUGGCAAGAGGUCCUCGCGGUGUGGGUCGGUGGAGAUCGUGGCGGAGCCAAUAGAGAUUCGAUCGACGUCGUUCGUUGGGACCCACGAGUACUUGGCGCCGGAAGUGAUUUCCGGUGAGGGUCACGGUAACGCCGUUGAUUGGUGGACACUGGGAGUGUUCAUUUUUGAACUGUUCUACGGGAUGACACCCUUCAAAGGGCUUGAGCACGAGCUAACCCUAGCGAACAUAGUGGCACGUGCCCUUGAGUUCCCUAAGGAACCAAUGAUCCCAGGUGCAGCUAGGGAUUUGAUCUCACAACUGUUAGUGAAGGACUCAACAAUGAGACUGGGUUCAACAAUGGGUGCUCUAGCAAUCAAGCACCACCCCUUCUUCAAUGGAGUUAAUUGGGCAUUGUUAAGGUGUGCUACCCCUCCAUACAUCCCUGCAUCAGACAAGUGCAAGGAAUUGGUUCGACUCUAUAAUUGCACAACCAAUACCAUAGACUUCUAUUAGAACUCUCUCUCAUAUAUAAAAUCCC